Molecule: messenger RNA, 3867 nt
Organism: Plasmodium coatneyi
Lineage: Eukaryota; Apicomplexa; Aconoidasida; Haemosporida; Plasmodiidae
Product: KIR protein
Exons: 7
Coding region: 1-3867 (1288 amino acids)
Source: RefSeq, a predicted model, not a curated record
AUGGAUGGAAGUAAAGGGAACAAAGAACUCCGCUGCAAUAAUUGGCUAACACUUCUGGGCAGUUACGGAAAUCAAAUAAAACAGAAAUUAGAGGAAGUCACACAAGAAAAGAGUUUGGAGGAUGAUAUUUCAUCUGUCUGGUGCUGCUUAUCUAACAUAUAUAAUUCAAAUACCGAUAAACACGGACCCUGUGAUCUCUUAUAUUAUGUAGUGGGGAGCAUAGUGCACAAGAAGUUGGUUGAUAAGACUUUAUUUGAUAGAAUUAUGGAAAAAAUAUACGAAAUAUUGAAACUGCAACUAAAGACAAGUCAAUGCAACCUACGGAACAAGGAAAGUGGGAAGAAGUUGUUCGACUUAAUGGAGAAAUGGUCCAGUUAUAAUUUGGACCCCACAGAACUGUGGGAGGACAGGGGGAAUUCCAGGAAAGUUAGCUGUAAGAAAUGUGCUAAUUAUUUAGAAAAGGUUGCCGAAGCAUGUAAAGAGGUAAUAAAACAAUGUAGGAAAUCGCCAAGUAGUGAGGGGUGUGGAGGAAUUACGGACAAAGAUAAUCAAGGCAGCCCUGAGUAUUUAUUACAGUUGAUAGAACCCAUAAUUUCAAAACCGCAAGCAACAGCAAUGGCAGAAGCAGGAAGAGUACAACCAGUGUUGCAGCAGCAAGGAUGUUUGGAUCAAUUACCAUCAGUUGAACAUUUUUACAGUAAAUUCGGAAAAACCGCGUACCCUUGUAAUGACACAUCCUUUAAGGGAAUAAUGGAAAGCGCACUAACAAGUUACUCUGAUCUUAGCGGCUAUGCAGAUUACAUCGUAGGACCCUGGUGUUAUGUACACAACGGAAUGGAAAGGACGAACCCACUAUAUGGUGCUCGCUGUAAUCUCCUAUAUUAUUUGAUAGGAUAUCUAUUACUUGACAACCUGUCCGAGGAUGAGUUCUCAAACCGUAUGAAUACAAUUUACAAUACACUACAGAACUUCCGUGUUCAAAAUCAGUGUGAACAUAUAAGAACGGAGAAUAUUGACAAAAAACUUCUAAAACAAAUGAGGGCAGUGCACACUUAUUACCAGGACUAUAGUACUAUAGAACAGCGCUUAAACACUAGUGACAAAUCGUGCAAUGAGGCAUACUACACGCACUUGCGAGGUGUGCCAGCAGCCUACACAACUGUACGUGAGUGGUGUAGGAGGAAACCUAAUGAAAAGUACUGCCAAAAUUUUGAACAGAAAUAUGAGAAAUAUGGUGGCUCAGUAUUGUCAAAUUUGAUGUGUUCCUUGAAUCAUACACCAGAUUGUCCAUCCAACAACAUUCCAGCUGCUAUAUUCGGCACCAUUGCUACAGUAGGACUUCCUACAAUCACAUUCUUCUUUUUAUAUAAAUAUAUUCUUUUACCUUCCUGGCUCCAUAAUCAUGUUAGAAACAUUUAUUUUCUUCUGCUCGAUAUACUACUUCAACACCAUCCAAUAGAAGAAGAACAAAUAAUAGAAAAGGACAUCAACAACAACAGCAACGACGAAAAGCGAAUAUUAGAUUAUUACAAUGAAUUUAAUGGGCAACUAGAUGUCUGCCAGUAUUUGAGCAAUGAUAAUUUUGAGGACAAAAUAGAUCAGAAGUUACAUGAGAACUUUAAGAAUGGACCAUAUGACAGUAAAAUUGUGCAAGCAUGGUGCUGCGCAUCGAGGAAGAAGGAACAAAAUAAGUCGUCCGACAAUGAUGCACCUUGUCAUUUCUUUUAUUACUGGUUAGGAGAGAAGGUACUUGCCAAACGGGGAAAGAAUCCAUGGGCAGACACCGUAAAGGCCAUUUAUAAUGAACUCAAGGGUCCCCCUGGAAAAGAGACUUGUGGCAUUAUAUACCAGGCUAUUAGGGAAGAAGAGUUCACUAAGAAGAAAGAAGCAUAUGAGUACCUUUGGAACUACGGUACUAUACAAACACAUAUGGAAGGUAAGGAAUCUUGCGAUACGCAAUGUGACGAGUACCUGAAGGAAACCUUUUCAGCUUAUAAAAAAGUGUUUGGUGAGUGUAUAGGAGAAAAUGGUGCUACAGAUCCAUAUUGUACUGAGUUCAAGAGGAAACAUGACGGUCCUCUAGGUGAUUUACCUUCCAAACAAAUAUAUAAAAAAUUCGGUAAAUCCAAUGAGUACUGUGGGUACCAUUCCCAAGCAACCGAAAUAAUGAAGCAGGACAGGCACAUUGAAAAUAAGUUAGGGAUAACUAAGGAUAAUGCUGAGCAAAUUAUGAAAACCUUAUGCUGCGCGAAGGGGGAAAAAGGAAGUAGUUUAUCCGUUGAUGACUACUGCCAUGCAUUAUAUUACUGGAUAGGGAACACAUUCUUCAGUACGCAAAAACAUUUUGCAAAGUUCUCAGAAUGCGUAGGAGUCAUGUACGAACUAUUGAAAGAGCAGGAGGUGGGACAUUUGUGCGCAGAGGUAUAUUACAAAAUAAGUAAGAAACUGUUCCAUCACAGAAAAGCCAUAUUUGACUACUCCCAUGACUACAAAACCCUGAAGGAAGAACUCCUGAGUGGGAGGCUCCUCUCGAACGGGAAAUAUAGGGAACACGUUCAGAAUAUUAUUUUAGCUUACUAUGAAGUGAAUGAAGAUUGCAUGAGUAAAGGUGCAGAGGAUUCAUAUUGUAAAAAAUUUAGGGAAGAGUAUAUGGAAUAUGGUGAAACGAAACUGUCCGAAUUACUGUGUCUUGCAGAAGGUAAACAGAAUUGUGAAGCACCCAUGGAACAUGAACCGGGAGCACGUCAGCCCAAAUCAAGUACUAUACCCUUCCAUGGAAAUAUCACCAAUAAUAUUCCCCAUAGACUCCGUUGCAGUAGGACGAAGCUGAAUUUGGAUAUGUACAAGAACGAUCUGAAGAGUAAAUUGGGUGAACUGCGAGAGGAUGCGAAUUUAGUGGAUGAUAUUUUAUCUUUGUGGUGUUGCUUAUCUGAUACAUAUGAAUGGAAUACAGAUAAGCAUGGACGCUGCGAUCUUCUAUAUUAUGUAGUAGGGAGCAUAAUAUAUAAGAAAUUAGGCAAAGAGGACUCAUUUGAUGGAAUCAUGAGUGCAGUGUAUACAUACUUAGGGUCCAUGCUAAGUGCAGGUAAAUGUAAAGAUGUGCCAAGUACUAAAGGGAAAGAAUUAUUCAAAUUGAUGGGGGAGCAGUCUUUUUAUAAUUUAAGCCCUAAAGAAAUAUGGAAGCAACAGGAGAAUUCUGGAAGAAUAAGUUGUGGCAGGUGUACUAAUUAUUUAGGGAAGCUUGCCGAAGCAUGCAAGAAGGCAGAGGCGCAAUGUAGACAUUCGCCGAACAGUGACGACUGUGACAAAGUUUCAAAGGGAAAUGAUCAAGGUAGCCCUGAGUAUGUGUCCCAGUUGAUAUAUAGCAUAAUUCCUGAACCGCGGACCACAUCUGAACUUGAUGGCAGAUCUGAAUCCCAAACUGGUUCACUACAAUCUGAAGGUGCAAAUAUCCAAGAACAGAUCACCAUCAAUAACACCUCCUACACCUUCCUUGGAAUAGCAACACCCUUAAUCACUUUUUUCUUUUAUAAGUACAUAUCAUUAUUCCCUUUCCGAAGAAGAAAUUCCUCUAAAGGUAGCAGCAGAAGAAGGGGAAGGUUUGUCUCACAUAACUCAGACACAGAAACUGAAAAUUUUACCAAUUACUCUACCGAUUACUCUACAGAGAAUUCAAUAGUAAAUUCCACAUACGAAUCCACGGACGUUUCAACAGUAGAAGAUUCUACAGAAUAUUAUUCUCUUUAUAAUUCGAACCCUAAAAGAACAAGUAAUAAUGGAAGAAGGAACGGGCAACCACAACCCAGAAGGGGAAGGGCACAUAAUGGCAACAGACAAAGAACAAAUAUAGGUUAUCAGAACAUGUAG